UUCCUUUUUGUAAGCUAGGGUCUGUGUAGUUUCCCUAUAUGUCGUUUUUGUCUCUUUCAAAUUAUAAUAGAUGUUCAGUGAAAUUUUUUGUUGUGAAUCUCGAUCUCUGUCUUUGAUUCUUAUCGAGAGAGAACCGAAGUUGUGGUCAAUUGUUUUCUAUAUCAGUUAAUUUUGGGAUUGAAUUCAAAAUCAAUUACUACGAAUCCGCAAUAACUCGGCAGAUAACCAAAGUAAGAUGUCCAAAUUCUUUAGGAUUGAUAUUGCAAAACUAAGCUCAGCUCCAAAUGUUUGGUUGGGGUGCAGUUCACUAAUUCGGCAAGGGUGGGUUGGAUUUGAGCUCCAUGGUCUAAUUUGUGGUGUACGGUGUCCACUUAUAUGUUUCAUUCUUUCAAAUUCAUAACUACAGUUUCAGUGAACUAGAUGAGGCCCAUGGUGAAAUGUUUAGCUAGUGUGCAAUUCACGUAGUUUGCCUUGGUGGAUUUGGGGUUGAGACCCAAAUUCUGAAAUUUUCAUUCGCAAUAACUUGAACAAGGUAGAAAUUGGCUCCAUUUAUUUGAUGGUUCAUUUAUCAUGGAAACAAUGAUUAUAAGGGACAAUUUAUUCUGAUUGAACAUGAUGUAUGUAGUUUGCAUUAUAAUGGAACCAGGAACUUCUAAUGUCUUGGAAAUUCUAUGAUAUUUAUUAGUUUCAAUAUAGAAAAUCGGAAUGUGGUGCAUAAGCAGUAAGUCUACCUGUUUAAAUACUAUCUCUUGUUAUUAAACUAUAUAAAAUAGAGAAUGCAUGAGACUUGAACCUACUCAUAUAAAGGUAUAAAGGUAUUCACAUGUCCACCAAUGUGCAAAUAUCUUUGCUUUUUAUUUUUUAUGCAAAUUUUUAUAUAUUUUUUAUAGUGUGCAACCCCACAUCUCAACUCCCCCUUCUUCCCUACCCCCCUCUUUUCCUCUUCUCCUCCUCUCAUCUCUUUGUCCCCUUUUGCCCAUUUGAAACCCCUUAGUAAGGUUUUGUAUUCCUACUUGUAACAAGUGAAAGCAGGCCUUUGGCUGAGAGAGUGAAACAUUUCUGUAGGCAAUUCUGAAGCUUUUGCUUGGAUGAUAUUUAUAGACUGAAUGUUGACAAUCCAAUAUGAGCUGUGCUCAAGUUGUACACUUGCUUGACACUCUGAUGUCCAAACUACGGUAAAUCGGUUAGCUUCCACAGUUAGUGCCGUACUUACAAUGGCAGAUGGUCAUGAAACAGAUAAGAACAUUGAGAUAUGGAAGAUCAAAAAGUUGAUCAAGGCACUGGAAGCUGCUCGAGGCAACGGGACAAGCAUGAUUUCUCUUAUCAUGCCUCCGCGGGAUCAAAUAUCAAGGGUUACUAAGAUGCUGGGAGAUGAGUUUGGCACAGCUUCAAACAUUAAAAGCAGGGUGAAUCGUCAAUCUGUUUUGGGAGCAAUCACAUCUGCACAGCAAAGAUUGAAGUUGUACAACAAGGUCCCUCCCAAUGGGCUUGUGCUGUACACUGGUACUAUUGUGACAGAAGAUGGAAAGGAGAAGAAGGUGACUAUUGACUUUGAGCCUUUUAGGCCUAUAAAUGCUUCCCUUUACCUAUGUGACAACAAAUUCCAUACAGAAGCAUUGAAUGAACUUUUGGAAUCUGAUGACAAGUUUGGUUUUAUUGUUAUGGAUGGAAAUGGUACCCUCUUUGGCACAUUAAGUGGCAAUACUCGUGAGGUGCUUCAUAAAUUUACUGUUGACCUCCCAAAGAAACAUGGAAGAGGUGGGCAAUCAGCACUACGGUUUGCUCGUCUUCGAAUGGAGAAGCGUCACAACUAUGUGAGGAAGACAGCAGAGCUUGCUACACAAUUUUUUAUCAAUCCUGCCACUAGCCAGCCCAAUGUUGCAGGAUUAAUACUGGCUGGCUCAGCUGACUUCAAGACUGAGCUGAGUCAGUCCGACAUGUUUGAUCCCCGUCUUCAGGCCAAAAUACUUAAUGUAGUGGAUGUUUCUUAUGGAGGGGAGAAUGGUUUCAAUCAGGCAAUCGAGUUGUCCUCAGAGAUCUUAUCCAAUGUGAAGUUCAUUCAGGAGAAGCGCUUGAUUGGUAAAUACUUUGAGGAGAUCAGUCAGGACACUGGAAAGUAUGUCUUUGGUGUGGAAGAUACACUGAAAGCUUUGGAGAUGGGUGCUGUUGAGAUACUGAUUGUGUGGGAGAAUCUGGACAUGAAUAGGUAUGUUCUUAAAAACAGCACCACAGGUGAGAUUGUCAUAAAACACUUGAACAAGGAACAAGAGGCUGAUCAAAACACCUUCAGGGAUUCAGCUACCUCUGCUGAAUUGGAGGUUCAGGAAAAGAUGUCAUUGCUAGAGUGGUUUGCCAAUGAGUACAAGCGCUUUGGUUGUACACUUGAGUUUGUCACCAACAAAUCACAAGAGGGAUCCCAGUUCUGCAGGGGCUUUGGUGGGAUUGGUGGAAUCCUCCGUUACCAGCUAGACAUGCGAUCAUUUGAUGAGCUUUCUGAUGAUGGAGAAAACUACGACGAUUCUGAAUAGCAAUCAAUCAACUGUUCCCCUGUGCUGGUGCAGAUGGGGUCAAAUGCCUGCACUGGUACGCGAGAUGGGGGGCCUCUUGCUGCUGCUGCUAUCUUGAUGUCCAAAAAACUUUCAUGGAGAUAUAAUCAAGUUGGGAAUGCCUGGAUUUAAGAGCGCAAUGAAUGGCUUCUACUUUUUUGCUUGGAGGAGAUAGUGUGAAAGCUUACUUUUCCUUUGCUUCAGUGGAUGGCUUGGCUGGAACAAAAGAUGCUGAUACUUUGCAGCAGUUCUCUGGGAACCUUAUCGGUUGGUUUAUGGUGAACAUCUACUAUGGUUCUUCUCUCAGAAGAAGUUAUGUGCAUCCUUUAAGUAUUUUGUUUCAAGUUUAUGCAGGAUUUCCCUGCUGAAUAUGUUAUACUUAUGAGUGGCAUAACAUAGAUUGAUGGCCCACUUUAUUUGAUGGACCAUGGCUUGAUAUCUACCUUUGAAUGCCGGUAUUAUAAUGAAAUAGCAAACUACUUUACCCUGAAA
Vitis riparia (riverbank grape) is the source of this 3038-nucleotide messenger RNA. RefSeq names its product eukaryotic peptide chain release factor subunit 1-3-like. The coding region runs from base 1215 to 2528 and encodes 437 amino acids. Gene Ontology annotation, cellular component: cytosol; translation release factor complex. Lineage: Eukaryota; Viridiplantae; Streptophyta; Magnoliopsida; Vitales; Vitaceae. The transcript has 3 exons. Gene Ontology annotation, biological process: cytoplasmic translational termination. The record is from RefSeq and is a predicted model, not a curated record. Gene Ontology annotation, molecular function: translation release factor activity, codon specific; sequence-specific mRNA binding.